This is a messenger RNA of Batrachochytrium dendrobatidis JAM81, 1665 nucleotides long. RefSeq names its product methionine--tRNA ligase MSM1. NCBI's taxonomy places the organism in Eukaryota, Fungi, Chytridiomycota, Chytridiomycetes, Rhizophydiales. The coding region runs from base 1 to 1665 and encodes 554 amino acids. The transcript is spliced from 9 exons. Gene Ontology annotation, molecular function: ATP binding; methionine-tRNA ligase activity. Gene Ontology annotation, biological process: methionyl-tRNA aminoacylation. The record is from RefSeq and is a predicted model, not a curated record.
AUGUCAACUAGACUAUGCUCAUUCGUUUCUACAAAUCCAGAUCAUCCCGUAUAUAUAACAUCACCAAUAUUUUAUGUCAAUGCAGUUCCUCAUAUUGGCCAUCUAUACUCUGCAAUUUUGGCAGAUUCAUUAAAGCGCUGGUUUGAAUUUAAAGGCCAAAAAACAAUGUAUAGCACUGGUACUGAUGAACAUGGAUUAAAGAUUCAACAAGCGGCAGAGGCAGCAAAAUCAGAUCCAAAAGAAUUUUGCAAUGAUAUUUCCAAAACAUUCAAGAGUUUGUUUAAAAAAUCAGACAUCUCCUAUACACGAUUCAUUCGCACGACAGAUUCUGACCAUUAUGAAGCCGUCAAAGCUCUUUGGGAAUGUUUAGAACGUGGUGGUUUUCUAUACAAGGGCUACCAUGAAGGAUGGUAUUGCGUAUCAGAUGAAACAUUUUAUCCCGAGAGUCAAAUAGAAGCUUCUGCAGCCGAUCCUAGUAUAAUGGUAUGUCAUAUUUCCAAAGAAUCUGGAAAAGUGGUUGAAUGGACAAAAGAAGAAAACUACAAAUUCAAAUUGAGUGCAUUCAGAGACAAAACAAUUGAAUGGCUCAAAGCCAACCCAAAAGUGAUUGUUCCAGAAAGCCAGUACAAUUUUGUUUUAAGCCAGCUGAAAAAAGGGGAGCAGACUGACCUUUCUGUUUCUAGAUUAAGAUCGCGUAUCUCUUGGGGAAUUCCUGUUCCAAACGAUGACACUCAUGUGAUUUAUGUUUGGCUUGAUGCUUUGGUAAACUACCUAACAGUUGCAAAAUAUCCUUGGACACCUUCAAAGGACGUUCAAAUGUCUGAAAUUGCAGCACAAAAUGGCUGGCCGGCUCACAUCCAUGUGGUGGGCAAAGAUAUCAUCAAGUUUCAUGCAAUUUACUGGCCUGCAUUUCUCAUGGCUGCCGGAUUGCCCCUUCCUCAAAAGAUUAUAUCGCAUGGACAUUGGCUUAUGAAUCAUCAGAAAAUGUCAAAAAGUGUUGGAAAUGUUGUUGAACCCAACGCUCUAAUUGAAAAAUGGGGUGUUGAUCCUGUUCGAUACUUUCUUAUGCGUGAUGGAGUAAUUAACAAUGACCCAGAGUUUUCAGACAAGUUGAUUUUUUCAAGAUAUAAAAACGAUCUUGGAGAUCAACUAGGAAAUUUAGUCAUGCGAGUGAGCACACCGCGAAUCAAUCAGAGUGGUGAGAUUCCUUUAGCUACUGACGAGCCUCUCGAUGAUACUGGAGUGAAAAAAAUGGAGCAAUUGAGCACUUUGGCAGAUCAAGUCGAUCAGUGUAUGAUUCAAGGCAAUGUGGCAGAUGCGCUACAGCAUAUUCAGGAAAUGAUUGCAGAUCUAAACAAGUAUUGGACCGAUGCAGAGCCGUGGAAGAUGGCAAAUGCAGCGAGAUCAGAUUCUAAACCUAAUCCCAAACUGCAAUCUGUUUUAUUUGUCGCAUAUGAAGGAUUGCGAAUCUGCGCUCUUUUACUACAGCCUGUCAUGCCAACAAAAAUGACCAAUUUGCUAGAUACUCUAGAUGUUGAUUGUACAGAAAGAACUUUUUUCAAUGCGUACCCAGGGAAGCGAUAUUACCAUUUAAAAAACACCUUUAAAAAACCACCCACGCUUCUUUCCAAGCAGCCACCACUGUUUCCUAGAAUCGACCAAUAG